Passer montanus (Eurasian tree sparrow) is the source of this 3737-nucleotide messenger RNA. It is a transcript of the gene MED16, whose product is annotated as mediator complex subunit 16. The coding region runs from base 336 to 3185 and encodes 949 amino acids. Gene Ontology annotation, molecular function: protein binding. The transcript has 15 exons. Gene Ontology annotation, cellular component: mediator complex. The record is from RefSeq and is a predicted model, not a curated record. NCBI's taxonomy places the organism in Eukaryota, Metazoa, Chordata, Aves, Passeriformes, Passeridae. Gene Ontology annotation, biological process: positive regulation of DNA-templated transcription.
GGGGAGGUGCGAAAAAUAUGGAACGCUUCACGAAUUUGCGUGUCAUCCUUGCGCAGGGGCCAUGCUAAUCUUCUCUGUAUCGUUCCAAUUUUAGUAUAUGUGCUGCCGAAGCGAGCACGAACUGCACAGAGCCCGCGGCGCUAUUUAAAGCCUUACAAACACAAAAUAUUCACAAUAGGGUGACUGCGGUGUGGUUCACUAUGGAACGCAGAAUUAGUCGCCUCGAGUGUUUAUCCAUGUUUUUGUCCCCAAUUUUGCCCAGUUUUUCCCUAAAAUGUCCAAAAUCCGCCGACUGUGCUCGCGAGCCCUGCGCGGUGCGUUCUGGGUAGUUUGUUAUGCUAAUGAGCCACGGCGCGGCUCUCUCUGGGGUGUCCGCGGCAGUGCCUGAGCGCGCGGCGCAGGCGCGGCGCGGGCAGCCGCGGGUCCUGGCAGCGGCGGCGGCGCCGGUGCGUGCGGCCGGGCCGGGCCCGGGACCGCCGGUGCCAGCCGGGCCCCUCCGAGGCCUUCCCGCCAGCCCCGAGCCCCUCCGAGGCCUUCCCGCCAGCCCCGAGAACCCCCGGCACCUCCCCCAGUCCGUGCCCAGGACGCUCCCGCCCGCCGUAGGGUCGGUACCGGCGGGCCGCUCCCUCCGCCUCUCCCGCAGGACCGAGGCUGUCCCGUGUCCGGUGUCCGGUGUCCGGUGUCCCGGCGGGAUGGACCUGGCCUACGUGUGCGAGUGGGAGAAGAAGCCCAAGAGCAACCACUGUCCCUCCAUCCCGCUGGUGUGCGCCUGGUCCUGCCGCAACCUCAUCGCCUUCACCACCGACCUCCGCAACGAGGAGGAGAAAGAUCUCACCCACAUGGUUCACAUCAUCGACACCGAGCACCCCUGGGACGUCUACUCCGUGAACUCGGGCCACGCUGAGGUCAUCACGUGUCUGGAGUGGGAUCAGUCAGGCUCCAGGCUGCUCUCGGCAGAUGCUGAUGGCCACAUCAAGUGCUGGAGCAUGACAGAUCACCUGGCCAACAGCUGGGAGAACACGGUGGGCAGCGUGGUGGAGGGGGACCCCGUGGUGGCCCUGUCCUGGCUGCACAACGGUGUCAAGCUGGCUCUGCACGUGGAGAAGUCUGGAGCCUCCAACUUUGGCGAGAAGUUCUCCCGGGUGAAGUUCUCGCCGUCGCUGACUCUGUUUGGCGGGAAGCCCAUGGAGGGCUGGAUUGCUGUGACCAUCAGCGGGCUGGUCACCGUGUCCCUGCUGAAGCCCAACGGGCAGGUGCUGACGGCCACCGAGAGCCUGUGCCGCCUGCGCUGCCGCGUGGCCUUGGCCGACGUCGCCUUCACGGGCGGGGGCAACAUCGUGGUGGCCACCUCCGAUGGCAGCAGCACGUCCCCCGUGCAGUUCUACAAGGUGUGUGUCAGCGUGGUGAACGAGAAGUGCAAGAUCGACACCGAGAUCCUGCCGUCGCUCUUCAUGCGCUGCACCACCGACCCCGCGCGCAAGGACAAGUACCCGGCCAUCACCCACCUCAAGUUCCUGGCUCGGGACAUGUCAGAGCAGGUGCUGCUUUGUGCUUCCAACCAAAACAACAGCAUCGUGGAGUGCUGGUCCCUGAGGAAGGAGGGCCUGCCUGUCAACAACAUCUUCCAGCAAAUCUCUCCUGUGGUGGGAGACAAGCAGCCCAUGAUCCUGAAGUGGCGGAUCCUGUCUGCCACCAACGACCUGGACCGGGUGUCGGCCGUGGCGCUGCCCAAGCUGCCAAUCUCCCUGACCAACACCGACCUGAAGGUGGCAAACGACACCAAGUUCUUCCCUGGACUGGGCCUGGCCUUGGCUUUCCAUGAUGGCAGUGUCCACAUCGUGCACCGGCUGUCCCUGCAGAUGAUGGCCGUGUUCUACGGCUCCUCCUCGCAGCGCCCCGUGGACGAGCCGGCCCUCAAGCGCCCACGCACCACUGGGCCCCUGGUGCACUUCAAGGCCAUGCAGCUCUCCUGGACAUCACUGGCCCUGGCUGGUGUGGACAGUCACGGGAAGCUGAGCAUGCUCCGCAUCUCCCCCUCCAUGGGCCACGUGCUGGACAUGAACAUGUCCCUGAGGCACUUGCUGUUCCUGCUGGAGUACUGCAUGGUGACUGGCUACGACUGGUGGGACAUCCUGCUGCACGUCCAGCCCAGCAUGGUGCAGAACCUGGUGGAGAAGCUGCACGAGGAGUACAUGCGUCAGAAUGCAGCCCUGCAGCAGGUGCUCUCCACACGCAUUGUUGCCAUGAAGGCAUCCCUGUGCAAGCUCUCCUCCAGCACCAUUGCCCGUGUGUGUGACUACCACGCCAAGCUCUUCCUCAUUGCCAUCAGCUGCACCCUGAAGUCGCUGCUGCGCCCACACUUCCUCAACACCCCUGACAAGAGCCCCGGGGACCGGCUCACCGAGAUCUGCUCCAAGAUCACGGAUGUAGACAUUGACAAGGUGAUGAUUAACCUGAAGACAGAAGAGUUUGUCCUGGAGAUGACGACGUUGCAGUCCCUGCAGCAGCUCAUCCAGUGGGUGGGGGAUUUUGUGCUCUACCUGCUGGCCAGCCUUCCCAACCAGGGCUCCCCGGUGCGCCCUGGGCACAGCUUCCUGCGCGACGGCGCGUCCCUGGGCAUGUUCCGCGAGCUGAUGGUGGUCAUCCGCAUCUGGGGGCUGCUGAAGCCCAGCUGCCUGCCCGUGUACACGGCUACCUCGGACACCCAGGACAGCAUGUCCCUGCUCUUCCGCCUCCUGACCAAGCUCUGGCUGUGCUGUCGUGAGGAAAAUCACAUCACAGAGCCCGAUGAUGCCCUGAUUGAUGAGUGCUGCCUCCUGCCCAGCCAGCUGCUCAUUCCCAACAUUGACUGGCUGCCCAUCAACGAUGGCAUCAUCAGCAAGCUGCAGAACAAGCAGCUGGUCCGGCUGCAGUUUGGGAAGGCUCCUGGGCUCGUUGGCCACACUGUCUCUUCCCAGUUCGAUGCCUUUGUCAGGGCCCCUGGACAGCCCAAAAUUGACCACCUGAGGCGGCUGCACCUGGGUGCAUACCCCACAGAGGAAUGCAAGUCCUGUACCAGGUGUGGCUGUGUCACCAUGCUGAAGUCACCCAACAAGGUGACAGCAGUGAAGCAGUGGGAGCAGCGCUGGAUCAAGAACUGCCUGUGUGGGGGGCUCUGGAGGAAGAUGCCCCUCAGCUACUCCUGAGCCCUUCCCGGGGUGCAGUGAGGGCCAAGAGCUGCACAGGGCUCCCUUCACAGAGGAUUUGGGACAAGGGCAUGGCAGCUCCUCUCCCUCAUGCUGCAAAAGCUGCUGCUCGUCGUUGGUUGAGCUGUGCUGGAAAACAGCUGAGGGGACUCUGCCUCUUAGAUCUGGAGAGGAAUGCCAGAGGUUCCCCCCUCAUUUGGGGCCCAGGAGGGAGAGCCUGGCUGUGUUUUUGUCUGUGCCAGCAGAGCAGCAACGUCCUGGCAGCUGCCCUGGCCUGGGCAGAGUGGUGAUGGGGCAGCUGGUGAGAACAGAGUCCCAGCUGAGGGGGGCACAGCUGGUACCUCACACCCAUCCUGUGCCUCUGGCUGCUUGGGAAGUGCCACGUGGGCUGGGCACUCCUGAUCCCUCAGCAGACUUGUCCCUGCGACAGGAGUUGGCUCCUGUGUGCCCAUCAGUGUUGGAUGGGAGCAGGAAUGAGUGCUGCUGCCUGGAGUGAACCCUGCCUCUGCCUCUUGCUGUUGUAAAUAAAAAUUCUCCAGAUUUUGUACAGGA